AUGUAAACGUCCAAAAAAAAAUUUAUUUAAAAAAAAAAAGAUUUUGUGGGAGGAAAAUGAAUUGACCCGCACUACUACGAACCUGAGCCCCAAUCUCAAUCUCUGGAGCUGCGAAGGAGCAACGCUCGCCAAAGCUAGGGUUUCCGAUCGCCUCGCUCCCAGUUUCAGAGCCGAAGCCAAUCGGUAAGAGCGAGCGGAGGGCUGUCUCAGGUUACUGCCUGUAGUCUGUUUAGAGAUGCUGCCGCUGAGAGUUUGUGGUCAUUAUACAAGUUAAUCUGUGAUUCAGUCGGGCUGCACUAAGCUACGUCAUUCCACGAGAUGGAGGAUGAUAACGGGCUCGAGCUUAGCUUAGGUCUUUUUUGUGGAGGAUCAUCAGGAAAAAGUAAGGGCAAUAACACCAAUCAUAAGGCUGAAGGAGGAGAUCGAAGCUCUAAAGUGAUUGACGACUUCAAGAACUUUCUCCAGUCGAGCUCUCAAAGACAGGAGGAGCCGAGUGCUGGUUCCCAAAGAAGUGAUUCAGGUAAAUCUCCGCAGAAUUUCUUCGGUGACCUCUCCAAAGCUGCUAGCGCUGAUGCUAAGGCUUCCACAAAACCAUUUUGGGCAGAGGAUGAGAUGCGGGCAGAAGCAGGAAAUAAAAGGAAGUUCUUGUUCUCAGAGAUUAGUGAUGAGAAGAAGAAGAAGAAUGAGAAGGACGACGGGAAUGUUGAUCUGCAUGAGAAAAAGACGAAAACAUCGCAUAUUUCCAUUACGACGGAUGAAGGGUCCACUGCUGAAAAUGAAGACGUAGCAGAAUCCGAAGUCGGUGGCACUUCCGAAGCAGCGAAGGAGGUUCUUCGUCCUGCUGCUGAUGCAAACGUUGUUGGUCAAAGGAAGAGCGGAAGCUCUGCAGCAGAAGAGUUUACUAUCCGUAACCCGAAUUACAGUGUUCCUUUCCCAGUGCAUCCGCUUAAUAUCACGAGUUCUUCAUACCCUUUACAAGCCAAAGACUCGGGCAACGCAGUGACAAGUGUAGUGCAGCCUGCUAGUUCCGGGAAUUUGCCAAUUAUGUUUGGAUACUCGACGGGUCAGCUCCCAAUGCUGGAUAAAGACGGUGCAGGGAUUCUGGUCACUCAUACCCAGCCUCCCUACCCGGGCAGAGGCUCAUCAACCACAGCCACCGGGAGAGGCGAAGGAAAACAGCCAGCUGGAGAAGAAGGCUCCUCUACUCUGGCCGAAGAAGCAAAAGGCGGGAUGAAAGAAGUAUCGGAACGGAUGGAAGGAGGAGGAGGAGGAGGUAAUAAAACAUCAUUGUCUUUCGAUUUCUCGGCCAUAAAACCAGGGAUUGCAGCCGAUGUGAAGUUUGGAGGUUCAGGGUCACGGCCGAACCUGCCAUGGGUCUCGACCACUGGUUCGGGCCCACAUGGACGAACCAUCUCGGGUGUGACGUACCGUUACAACACGAACCAGAUCAAGAUUGUCUGCGCCUGCCAUGGGUCCCACAUGUCGCCGGAAGAGUUUGUAAGGCAUGCCAGCGAGGAGUACGUUAAUCCGGAAUCUUCCAUUGGCCUCACCGCUGCUUCUGCCCACAGUUAAACCCCAUGGCCGGAAAGUCAGCCGGAAAUGUUUUUGGGGGUAAGAAUUGGCUGUGUGGGUUUUGUGUGAUAUGAACUCGCUCGGAUCAAAGCUUGAGCUCCCAGGUUAACGGAGAUGUAUGUUUUGUAAUGUCACUAAACGCUUGAUCAUCAUCAUAUCUUCGCUCUCUGUGUAAUAUCAUUGUGAUUGUGUAAGUGAUUUCUCUCUUGUUUUCAUCGACAUAUUUUAAAUUAUUAUUUUUAUAUUAUUUUGGUUUU
Tarenaya hassleriana is the source of this 1829-nucleotide messenger RNA. Its product is annotated as AFP homolog 2-like. The coding region runs from base 319 to 1572 and encodes 417 amino acids. The transcript is spliced from 5 exons. The record is from RefSeq and is a predicted model, not a curated record. Lineage: Eukaryota; Viridiplantae; Streptophyta; Magnoliopsida; Brassicales; Cleomaceae. Gene Ontology annotation, biological process: negative regulation of DNA-templated transcription; jasmonic acid mediated signaling pathway. Gene Ontology annotation, cellular component: nucleus.